AUGCUCUUCUCCAACCGGGUGUCAGAAUCAAGCCAAUUUGGAGUCUAUGGCUUUGGAUUAGCUGUGCGGAUAAUUACAGAGCAGCUGUUUUGUGGCUUUCAUGUGUGUAAUGAAAAGCAGCAGUGUAUUUGUACUAAAUCCUUUAACCUUGUUGAGAUGGUGGUCCACAAGGACUUUUUUUUUUUAACUCGGUGGCCUGUUGCUGCCAGUGAGGUGACAUCACUGGUGAGCUGUUCGGGGAGGGGUGUGGUUGUUGAGGGUAUCGAAGAUGGGGAUUUAGAAGAGGAUCCUGAAUACUGGGUGAAGAUUCAUCACUUAGAAUACACAGAUGGAGGAAUCCUGGAUCCGGAUGAUGUCUUAGCAGAUGUUGUUGAAGACAAAGAUAAGCUGAUUGCUGUGUUUGAUGAACAAGAGCCUCUUCAAAAGAUUGAGAGCCCCAGUGGAAACCCUGUGGAUCUGCAGAGCCCAGAAGCUUUCGAGACAGAAGUGGCUGCCCAACUGGCUGUGUUUAAACCAAUCGGCGGGGAAAUCGUAGUAACUCCUUCUGCUCUGAAGUUAGGCACUCCACUGCUGGUUAGGAGAAGCAGUGACCCAGCACCAGGGCCCCAUGCUGAUGCCCAGCCAAGCGCUGCAAGCCUGAGUGGCCAGAGCUUGAAACCUGUUGUUCUGGAUUCCACCCAGAACGUGGAGAACAGAGAAGUUAUGAGCAACGGCGAACAGACAGGGCUUUUUAUGCUUCACAAAACGAAGGAUGAACUGAGUGAUAUGACAAGAGCCGUGGAGAUUUCUGGGGAAGGAGACCCCCUGGGAAUCCAUGUGGUGCCCUUCUUUUCAUCCCUGAGUGGACGGAUCCUAGGACUCUUCAUUCGAGGCAUCGAAGAAAACAGCAGGUGCAAGCAGGAAGGACUAUUUCAGGAGAAUGAAUGCAUUGUAAAAAUCAACAAUGUGGAACUCCUGGACAAAACGUUUGCUCAGGCCCAAGAUGUCUUCCGUCAAGCAAUGAAAUCUCCCAGUGUGGUCCUCCAUGUGCUUCUGCCUCAAAACCGUGAACAAUAUGAAAAAUCAGUCAUUGGACCACUGAACAUUUUUGGCAGCAAUGACGGGGCUUCAAGAACAAAGGCACCACCUCCUGCCCGUGGGAAACCAGGACUAAAGGCAGUAAAUCUAACAAGAGCGAACAGCCCUGAAGGAGAAGAGUCAGCUUCCCCACAGCAAAGCAAGAGCCCCCGAGUUCCAAGACUAGGAAGAAAACCUUCCUCUCCCUCACUCUCCCCUCUCAUGGGGUUUGGCAGCAAGAAAAAUGCAAAAAAAAUUAAGAUUGACCUAAAGAAAGGCCCUGAAGGACUUGGUUUCACUGUGGUAACUAGAGAUUCUUCUCUACAUGGUCCUGGUCCCAUUUUUGUAAAAAACAUCUUACCAAAGGGAGCAGCAGUAAAGGAUGGCCGCCUACAAUCAGGGGACAGGAUUUUAGAGGUAAAUGGCAGGGAUGUCACAGGAAGAACCCAGGAAGAACUCGUGGCCAUGCUAAGGAGCACCAAGCAGGGAGAGAUGGUAUCACUAGUCAUUGCCCGCCAAGAAGGGAGCUUCCUACCCCGAGAGCUGAAAGGAGAACCUGAUUGUUAUGCACUCUCCCUGGAAUCAAGUGAGCAGCUCACCUUGGAGAUCCCCCUGAAUGAUUCUGGCUCUGCUGGCCUUGGGGUUAGCCUAAAAGGGAAUAAAUCUCGAGAAACUGGGACUGACUUGGGGAUUUUUAUCAAAUCCAUCAUCCAUGGAGGUGCUGCUUUCAAGGAUGGCCGUCUCCGAAUGAAUGACCAACUGAUUGCUGUUAAUGGGGAAACACUUUUGGGAAAGUCCAAUCAUGAAGCAAUGGAAACACUGAGGAGAUCCAUGUCCAUGGAGGGAAACAUCCGGGGCAUGAUCCAGUUGGUGAUUCUAAGGAGAUCAGAGAGACCACUGGAGGAGCUUUCAGAAUGUGGAGCGCUUUCCAGACCAUGCUUUGAGAACUGUCAAGAAGCUCUGAGCACCUCCAGGCAAAAUGAUAGUAGUAUUUUAUAUCCGUUUGGCACCUAUAGUCCACAAGAUAAAAGGAAAGACCUAUUGCUUUCCAGUGAUGGGUGGGCCGAGAAUGAAGUACCACCGUCCCCGCCACCACAUCCUGGUCUAGAAUGGGGCCUUGAAGAUUUCAGUCACAGCUCUGGAGUGGAUUCCACAGGAUAUUUCCCAGAUCAACAUGUCAACUUCAGAAUUGUGACACCAGCCAGGCAGCCUGAAUCGAUUAACCUGAAAGCCUCCAAGAGCAUGGACCUUGUGCCAGAUGAAAGCAAAGUUCAGUCAUUGGCUGAUCGUAGAUCAGAUUCUCCAGGCAAAGAUUUUGGUCCAACUUUGGGUCUGAAAAAGUCUAGUUCCUUGGAGAGCCUACAGACUGCUGUGGCUGAAGUCAGGAAGAAUGAUCUGCCCUUCCACAGGCCCAGACCACACAUGGUGCGAGGCCGGGGCUGCAAUGAGAGCUUCCGAGCAGCCAUUGACAAAUCUUACGACGGGCCAGAAGAGACAGAAGCUGAUGGUAUGUCUGAUAAGAGCUCUCGCUCAGGCCACGCAGCUCUGAAUUGUGAGUCUGCCCCUCAGGGAAACCCCGAGCUAGACGAUGUGGAAAAUAAAGCCAAGAACGUCAAAAAAACAAAAGAGAAGGAGAAGAAAAAAGGAAAGGGCAAGCAGAAAGUCAAGGAAAAGAAGCAGAAGGAGGAACAUGAGGAUGCAGAGAGGAAAAUGAAGAGGAAGGGCUUCGGUGCUAUGCUAAGAUUUGGAAAGAAGAAAGAUGAUAAGGUCGGGAAGGCUGAGCAGAAAGGUAUGCAGAAGUCUGGGCACCCGGGAGAAGAAGAGCUGGAAAGAAUGAAAGAAGAAAAGGAGAGGGUUGGAGCAAAACAUCAGGAGCUAAGGGAAAAGCAGGCAAGAGGCCUUGUUGAUUAUGCCACUGCGGUGACUGGACCAGUGCACGAUAUGGACGAUGAUGAAAUGGACCCCAAUUAUGCCAGAGUGAACCACUUUCGGGAACCAUGCACAUCAGCAAAUGUCUUUAGAUCUCCGUCUCCCCCUCGAGCUGGACCACUUGGUUACCCUCGGGAUGGACGCCCACUGUCUCCAGACCACUUAGAGGGUCUCUAUGCCAAGGUCAACAAGCCAUAUCAUCCACCAGCCCUAGCUGACAGUGGCCGACCCAUGGCUGGAACUACUGACCGCAUCCAGAAGCUUCGGAAGGAGUAUUACCAGGCUCGGAGAGAAGGGUUCCUUUUGUAUGAAGAUGAAGACGGAAGAGCACGACCGUCUGACCAUGACCUUCGCUGGGUGUCUGGAAAGGGUCCAGAUGGGAGCACACACAACCUCCGCUUUGAGGGGAUGGAGCGGCAGUAUGCAUCCUUACCCAGGGGAGGCUCAGCAGAUCCUGUGGACUACCUGACAGCUUCACCCCGAGGGCGCUACAAUGAAAGAGAGCUUCCGUACUACCCAGGGCCUCAUCCUGUACAUCCCCCAAGAGGGAGCUAUCCCAGGCCCCCGGAUCUGAGGGUAACAGAUCUACGAUACCCACAGUACUACCCACCCCCACCAGCCCAUCAGCACAAAGGACCCUUCAGACAAGAUGUUCCUCCUUCACCACCUCAGCACCAGCGAGUACCAGUCUACCAGGAGAUGAGCAGAGCAGGACCCCGAGGGGGCAGCCCUGACCAGUACCCCUAUCGUAACCAGGAUCCCAGGCAGAAGAAUCCCAUGACUGCAGCAGUAUAGCUGAACAUCACAGAGAUCUGCCAAGCAAGGAAGACAUCCAACACCAUCUUUGCCGUUGCUAGAACCUAAGGCCUUCUCCAGGCUAAGGUGUACAGAGUGGCUCUUGCUUCCUGAGGAUGCAUGGUGUAACUGCUAAUCAGAGGAGAAAGUGGGGUAAAGGGGCUUGGGGAUGUGGAUUCAAAAAGGAAGAAGGAUGUGGUCAUAAAAAUAGUACUUUCUGAUACUUGAAAGGCUUGCAGAAUUGAUUGAUUCAGUGAGAAUGACAAUUGAUUACCAAUCAGUGGAGCUGCACUAUAGUAGCCCCUGGCUAGCAAACCAGUGCUACGUACAACCCUACCCCCACCACACACAUAGAAGAAGCAACAGCAUAGAGGUAAAGGUCUCUCUCUGUCAAGCCUAGUCACCCAUUCAGAGACUUAGCCCUGUCCUUGGAGGUAUGAGACCUACCGACUGGCAGAGCAGAGAGGCUGCAAAUACGUAUCUUCAAAAGCACAAUGAUUUCACUGAGAACAAAGCAACUGCAUACAUGACUAGUGACCUCUUGGAAACCUUAGACCCAAAGGAAGACUGUAUUUCCUUAUUUACAGUUGAGCUUGGGUUCCUGGUACUUGUUUGAUAGGAGCCCUUCGCACUUCCUUGCUUUUGAUAUAAAAGACAGUAAUUUGAAUUUGAAUGCAGUAUUAGCAUCUGGGAGGAUGUGAGCUGGUCAGAGCUUCCAGAAGGGAGUUCAUUCCAAGAACCACAGUGAACAGAUGAAGAAGGUUGAUUGUCCCAUGGUCCUUGCUUUCCUCCCUCCCAGUCCCUGGCUUGCUUGCUUGGAGAUAGCUCCUUUCAGAGCCCUCCUCAAAUGCCCAUAGUUAUUUUAGACUUCCACUUAAAGGGCUUGUAACUUGUUCAUGUGAGUAGGGUGGGUAAAGAAAACAGAGUCUGCUGGUCAGGCCACAGAGAAAGCAAUGUCCUAGGGAUGGGAUGGAUGUCAGUUCCAGACAGAGUGCCAAACAGUAUCGAUCUGCCCCUGGGACAGCAAGUAGAUGGAUGUGUGUGUGUGUGUCUGUCUGUCUGUCUCUCUGUGUGUGUGUGUGUGUGUGUGUGUGUGUGUGUGUGUGUGUGUGUGUUCAAACACAUGUGAUUACCAGUAUGGAGAAGAGAAGAGAAAAUUGCCUCCUGGAUGUUUAAUGCGGAAGGAGUCAGGCAGGGGAAGUGAAGGGAGAAGAUGGUAAGAUUAAAUCAGUCCGCAUCUGCUCUAUCUCAUUAACAAAUGUCAGGGCAAAGCUAAGGUCUCCACCUGAUUUAAAAGAAAAAAAUGUAUUCUGGCUUAAGAAGCUGAAAAGCCAUCGUUGCUUCCUUUGAGCUUUCUUAUAUAACACAGCAUCUGAAGCUUCCUGUGUGACCCAAACGGGAACACGUGCACAAGACUGAGAAACAGCAGAAAAAGCCCGGUGUUCUGGAUUUCUCAACAACUGAUAACGUACUUUAAACUUUUCACAUUACUUCUUCACCCAGCCCCUCCAAAAAGUCUUUAGUUCAGUAUAGACAUAUUUUGGCUGAGCGUAGAAUGCCACUGACCAGCCGGUUUUACUGAACUGUAGUGUUCUAGAAUCCAUAGAGUAGCCAUUUGGCCGAUUGUUUUUCUUUUUUUUAAUUUGAAGUAUCUUUGUGACCAGGAAUGAUGCAACUGCUGGUUUUCCACGUAAAUAGCGUCGUUUGCUGGACUUAGCAGAGAUCGUUCUCUAAACCACAAUUACUGUGGCCAUCUGAAUAACAGACUGUCAAGCUGCCUUCUGUCCUCCAGCACCUCUCUUCAGCCAGCAGCCUUAUCCCAUGUAACUUGUUCAUGGAGUAGACGAUCCCAGGCUCUGCUCAACAAGCUCUUGUGGCCACACUGUAGGGCCCGUGGCCACCAUGCUGGAAAUGGUCUUUCUUUUGAGCCAAGGAAUUUUGAAAGAAAAACAUUACAAUGAGGUAAAAUGCAAUUCAGGGUGGAGGGGCAUUAAAUCAACUCUUGAGCCAGGAAUGGUACUGCAUGCCUAGAAUCCCAGUAAUCAGGAAGCCAAGGCAGGAAGGCUUCCAGGUUCAGGCUAGCCUAGACUAUAGGAUAAAUUUAAGAUCCUAUAACAAGAUCUUGUUUUUUUUUUAAAUAUUCUUCAGUGUGUUCUAUAUUUUACUCAAAUUUCUGUAAACCAUUAAUUUUAUCCAAGGUACAAGUUUACCCUUGUGAGGAGGCUGGGCCACUUGCAGACUGGCCAGGGGUAGAUGACAGUGGUGUGCCGAAGAGGGAUUGGCACUUGAGGAUGACUGCUCUGCUCAUGUUUCCAGCACAUUCACCCUGAGCGCACAGCACCCCUACAUGCAAGCUUCCGAAAAGCUUCUCCAGACCUUGGCUUUGUGUUGUACACAGUCAAUGCAAUAGUUGCUAAUCCUAAGAAACCCACAGAGGUCCAAAGGUAUUAUUAAAGAGAACAAAAAAUAGAUGGUAACAGCUUUCAGUUCUUGCUUAAAGUAUAGCACUCACUGCUUCUGAUUCUGCCCUAAAGAACUAACAUUAUAUUUGUGACAGAGGCUGCAUCAAGCCAAGCAGUGGUUAAGACCAGCUGAGGCAGUAAGCUUUAUCAAUGCCUGUGUGACAUCCUUCCAACUGUCUCCCCUCCACUGUUGUAACACCAUUUUCCAGGGUCAGGGAAAGCAUGUAGUUAUCUGGAAGUCCAGGCUAUGAUCAGCAGGUCCCCAGGAGAUGGGAAUAGCAACUAGUAUAUUUACAGCCUUGGGAAAACUCACUGCGGUGUCUCUCUGUAGUUGGGAACUCUAACAGAGAGAAAGGUUUUUGUUUUUAUUUUUUAACAAUAGCUACAAACCUAGGCCAUCCAGCCUCAUGAGCCCUCUCCUCACCACCUUCUCCACCCACUUUUUGUAUGAACAGAAAGAUCUGAGAGAGGAGACCCACUUGAAAACCUUUAGUCCCUAGAGAAUUCAGCCUUCUACAAGAGAGAGAAACAGGCCUCAUUGGUCCAUCACACCCCUCAGCUGAGGCGCCAUCCCUGUUGGCUUAAUACUGUUUCCCCACAGGGCUAAGUCAGUGGGCAAAAAAAGGAACAUUUGCUUCAAUCAUGAUUUUGCAGCAAACAAAGCUUAGAAAAAGAAUUUCCGAAACUCAUUAUUCUUCAACUUUCAGGACAUCUAUGUGGAGCCCACAGGACCACAUGGAGCAAAAGCCUGAUGUAUUCAAUAGCAUCGUAGAAAAGCACCGCCUUGGAGGCUUUAUGGAGCCUUAUUUCUGCUACCGAAAGAAUAAAAUUAAAAUAAGACCCACUGCCUUGAUUUUUUUUAAAGCUAUACCUACCUUAUGAAGGAAAUCCUCCUGCAACUUCAAGAAGAGCAGAGAGCUGUUUUCUCUGUUCCCUGGUCCACAGAGAGACCAAACCUAAAAAGAGUAAUUACUUUCCCCCUCACUGGAAAUCAACUCCACUUGUUUUUGUUUGUUUUCUGUUUAGUGUUUGAGCAAUGUUAUAGAAUUUCAGGCCCGUGAAAGAAAUUGAAAAGUGGUUGAUGGGGGGGGAUGAAAAUUCCCAUCAGCACUGAACACUGAGACCCACCGUGAGCAGCUUUCGAGCUCGCGUUAAGUUGGAUAGAUAUCCACUGCUUCCUGGGUCCAUGUGAACAGAAUGCCCAAGUUUUAUGCAAUUAGGCAGGAGGGUGUUCCAUUCAGAAAAGUCCAUAUAGUAUUUCUCUGCUCUCUCAGUUCAUGCCAACUUUGGGUAGAACAAGGCUACAGUGAGACAGAAAAUCUUCAUAAGAUAUCCCUACAAAGUCACCUUUCCGAUAAAAAGGAUGAAACAUAGUUAGAGAUCUAAAAUAAGCCAGUAAGUACUCUCACAUGCAACUGUGGCUUCCAAGUGCAACUCUCCCUCCUGUCCUUAAAUAGUCAUGCAAUUGCCCACAGCCUGGCUUUUAAAAGUUGGGUUUGGCUACUGAGCUCAGAAUGGGAAGGGAACCAUUCCCAAAGACUCUUUGAACCCAUCUCUUGAUCUGCUCUUCACAAAGUGUUCCGUUCCAUCUGCAAAGCUAUUUACUACUGGAACAUAAAACAAAACCUGUUGUUUAUACCCUUACUUUCUCUAGUCUUUCCUGUUCUUUUAUGAUUAUCAAGUCAUCUGUUCAUACGUUAUAAAGAUAAAUUAUGUGAAAUCAUAGUUUGGCAUAUGAGGAUGGAGAGUGCAUUCUUGACAAACUUUUUAAGAUAAUCCCAUUUAUAUCACUGAAGACAUUUUGGAUGUUAUUGUAUAUGAGUAUAUGAAUUUUUCAUGAUUUAUUUUGCAUUAAAAUAAAGCUUUAUUCAGUCAGUGAGA
This is a messenger RNA of Grammomys surdaster, 8123 nucleotides long. It is a transcript of the gene Pard3b, whose product is annotated as par-3 family cell polarity regulator beta. Lineage: Eukaryota; Metazoa; Chordata; Mammalia; Rodentia; Muridae. Gene Ontology annotation, biological process: cell adhesion; intracellular protein localization; establishment of centrosome localization. Gene Ontology annotation, cellular component: adherens junction; apical junction complex; apical plasma membrane. Bases 1 to 3780 code for a protein of 1259 amino acids. The transcript has 24 exons. Gene Ontology annotation, molecular function: protein binding; phosphatidylinositol binding. The record is from RefSeq and is a predicted model, not a curated record.